AUCGUCCCCAAACCAGGUCUCCUCCGCAGCCGCCGGUGAUGGCGCAGUCCCCCUCUUCAACUACCAGAUGCCCGGCCCCCUGCCCUCGGCCUUCCACCACCCUGGAGACAGGGUACUGCAUCACAUGCAGCUGGAGUGGCUGGCCAGGACUGGCAUGUUCUACCAUCGGAUACCGGAGCUUGGAGGUGCCCCGCACGCGCUGCUCGGCAAGACCCGCCGCCCCCGCACCGCCUUCACCUCGCAGCAGCUCCUGGAGCUGGAGAAGCAGUUCCGCAUGAACAAGUACCUGUCUAGGCCGAAGCGGUUCGAGGUCGCCACUAGCCUCAUGCUCACUGAGACACAGGUAAAAAUCUGGUUCCAAAACCGGCGUAUGAAGUGGAAACGAUCCAAAAAGGCGCAGCAGGACACGAAAAAAGACCACGCGAGCGACGACAAAAAAGUACCCAAUAAAGAACCGACCACAGAUCAGGAAAAGCCUCAGUUGGCAGACUUGUCGGCUGUCAAACCUCCCGCCAUGCUGGACAGGGACAGAAUUAUCGCGCUGGAGCGAGAGAGGGCGAUAGCGGCGGCGAACUUUAAUUCGAAUUUAGACAACAGACGGGGAUUGGUCAUGAGCCAAGAUGGCGGGCGGUCCGCUGAUAUGUUCAGGCCGUAUGUGGUAUGAAAUUAAACGGGAUUUUUUGUUUGUUUUUUCGUUUAUUGUUGGUGGUAUUUACUAUUUAGUUUUUGAUGUAUAUAAAAAUAUUUGUUUGUUUAAUGAUUUUUCUUAUUAAUAUCUACACUACAGUAUAAAAAAACUAAAUUGGCAUUUAAAUGUAACAGCGAAUGGGGGAAUUAGGGUGACCAUGUGUUAAUAAAAUUAUAGGAUUGUCCUAAAAUUUUAUCGAAAAUAAUUUAACUUAAUUUUAAGUCCCGUGAUUGUAAAAUACAUCUUAUGAUUGUAAAUAAGUAUUGAAUGUAAUAAAUACUACGUUGAAUUAAACAUAAUAAUAUUAAGUACAUUAAAAUUAGUUACUUAAAUAUGCCGGAGGAACUGAUUUCAAGCCAAAUAUUGUCUAGACUAUCAGUAAAAUUAUUUUUAAUACUAAUGGUGUAUAAUUUUACUCUAUAAUUUAUUGGUAUUGUAACAGUAUGUUGCAUUAUUUUAUGUACUUCGUCAAUAGGAGAAAAAUUUAUAUAAUUACAGAGGAAGGCAAAAGCUUAUGUAUCUAAUAUUAAUGUAUACCUAAUUUUUAAUGUAUACUAUUUUUUUUUAAUUUAAUACAUAUAAUAAGAGGAGACUGUUAAUGCAUUUAUUUCUAAUAUUGUUAUUUAUUAAAUUAUUUUCUAAGUCCUAGUCAAUGAAAAGUAUGUACUGUGUUUAGCGGAAGACAUCUUGAAUCAGUAUUAUUUGGUAGAAUAGAUAAAUAUAAAUGUUUAACAAGUAGGUAAUGUAAUAUAAAGUAUGGUACGAUAAGAUAUUUUUAUAUUUAUUCAUCACACUUCAUUACGAAACAAAAAACUACCUGUUUGGUAAUCAGUAGAUCCACAUAGUAACGCCACACUAAAAAGAAUUACAGAAUUAGCCUGACAUUGAAUUUUUAAAAUAUAAUUGUAUUUUUAAAAUAUAUUGAUUAUGUUAAUUUAUGAGUAUUCCAAACGGUCACUUAUUUAUAC
Messenger RNA from Leguminivora glycinivorella, 1656 nucleotides. RefSeq names its product motor neuron and pancreas homeobox protein 1-like. Lineage: Eukaryota; Metazoa; Arthropoda; Insecta; Lepidoptera; Tortricidae. Gene Ontology annotation, cellular component: nucleus. The transcript has 3 exons. The record is from RefSeq and is a predicted model, not a curated record. The coding region runs from base 68 to 664 and encodes 198 amino acids. Gene Ontology annotation, molecular function: sequence-specific double-stranded DNA binding; DNA-binding transcription factor activity, RNA polymerase II-specific. Gene Ontology annotation, biological process: neuron projection morphogenesis; central nervous system development; spinal cord motor neuron cell fate specification.